AUGCCUACCAUCUCAAGGAUGACCCCUGAGGACUUGACUGCGAUUGGAAUCACAAAGCCAAGUCACAGGAAACGGUUAAAAGCGGAUAUUUCUCGUAUGAACAUAUAUGAUGGAAUACCUGAUUAUAAACCAAAUGAUCUGCUUGAAUGGUUAAAACUGCUAAAUAUGGAGCAGUAUUACGACACGUUGUUGAGUCAAGGUUAUAGUACGAUUGAUCAGUUGACGGAAAUCACUUGGGAGGAUCUCGAGGAGAUUGGCAUCAAGAAAUUGGGCCACCAAAAGAAGACGAUCCUCGCCAUAGACCGCUUGAAACGUAUUAUGGCUGGUUCUAAACGCUUGUCCUCUUUAGAGCAGAGGUCUCCCUACAUUGAGCCUUUGGACCCACCAGCGAUGAACGUCUCAGGCAAUUGGUCUCUGGACACAGUCAGCACCUCGUCCAGUGAAAGUACCUUGACUCGGCCAAAGAAGUCCGCCUCUGGUGAUAGCCUCUCACAGCAUUUAGCUUCUGAUCACAAAGACGGCAGCAGCGGUGACCACACCCCAACCUCUUCUAGUCCGGGGCCGCAUCAACCCGAUCUGGUAGCUAUACAAGUUAAGCGGUCAGUAUCCCAUUCUGGCUCAGGUGAAAUUCCAUCUAUUGCCGAAAGCACGGAUAUGACCGGUCAGCCUAUAACAUACCAGUCGUUUCAUAUCCCAAACAGCAACAAGCGAUCCUCGGACUUGACAGAGGAAAGGUUUCCAGGGACUAACGGCCAGUUGAUAAUCGAAGAUACAACCAAUGAAAAUGUAACCCGGCCUUCAGCUGCAGUUUCGCCAAGGGUGAUGAUUAAGCCAAAACCCGUGGCUAAAAUUUCUGCCAAAAGUAAUCGGGCCCGUGAAUUCUCUCCUGAAUCAUCAUCUGACAAAUACGACCGUGAGGUUAACCCUGACAACAUGAAAAGUUUUGGCGCACUAAAGCAAGGCCAGUCUUUCUCUCCUGAGCACAUUUAUGACCAACCGGUCAUAAAUGCACCCAAAUCACCAAAGCCCUUAGUCCUCCCUAAACCAAUUGGCCUUACAAGUGGUAGCAGCUGCCAGGCCCAAACUGCAGCAUUCACAAACACAAACACAAGUGGAGCUGGCAUUGCUGCAAACACAGACCCCAGCAUUUAUGCUUCAGCAGAACAGGGCUUUGCUCCACCUACUGCAACAAAGCCGAAAAAAGUGCCACCCCCGCCGCCGCCUAAACGAAGCAACUCUAUGAGAAAUGAGGAAAGAAAAUACCAGCUUCCGAAUCGCAAGAGCGAGCCAGCCACCCCAAGCUUCAACACCCUGUCCAAGUCCCUGCCAAACUCGUCGACACACCACGAAGAAUUUGCGAACUGUGUGAAAUCACUGUCGGAGCGUUUUGGCAAGAACAUGGAUGACAAUGAUGCCCAUGAUUCAUCAUCCAACGAAAGUGAUGAUUUCCCUCCCCCACCACCUCCGUUGGCCAUGGACAUCAUUACACCCCGCCUCCACAACUACGGUAUCCCCAGCAAAGGUGGCCGGUCUGGUGUAGAUUUGGGAGUCAACAAUCCCCCGUCCCGAGUCAAGAAGGAUUCUUGCCCUAUGCUAAAAGAAAAACCUACAUUUCUCAUGCAGAAACUCUCAAUCAGUGAGAAGGUGCUAGAGGAGGGUCCCUCUCUGACCUCUUCAUCAUCCUCCGGUGAUCGCAGCCUUUCUGAGUCCGAAAUGUUCGUUUCCAAGAGGAAGGAUUCGACACUGAGCAUGGAAUCCAAUAGCUCCAACUCGAGUGUCGAUUCUAACACUCUGCCUUUUGCAAACGAAAAUAUCGGCACAAUAAAGCAAAAAAGCGCACCAGCAACCUUACUGAAGCCAAGCGUAGUGCACUUUUCAGAAGAGCUAACUGCAUCCUGCACAGACGAUGGCGCCAGCAAAUUUAGCACAACAGAGAAUUCCACAGAUCUCCGGACAAGUACACUUGGCCGUAAAUUUCAGCAGAGAACUUUUCCCGCUUCCCAGACAACAAACUUUUCGGAAGAUAAUGAGGAUGAACCCCCCAAGCGUCCACCCUUGCCUAAAAAAUAUGAAGCUACAGCCUCUCCAUUAGUUCCCCAGAGAAAACCAAAACUUUCUGUUCCAACUCCUACAGUAACAGAACCAGAGAAAGCCCCAAAACCUGCAACAAAAGUGCCAGAGGAACCCACUGCAGAAACAGGAAAUGUCUUGCAUGAUAUCGAUAAUAUGUUGCAAAACUUGACAGAGGAACUUGACGCUAUGCUUGAAGACCAGAUGAUGUCUUUAAGUUGA
This is a messenger RNA of Acanthosepion pharaonis, 2292 nucleotides long. Lineage: Eukaryota; Metazoa; Mollusca; Cephalopoda; Sepiida; Sepiidae. The record is from the annotation of a GenBank genome assembly.